UCGGCUCCUUUCUUCCCACUCGCCCAAAAUUCAUCCUUCUUGCUCAUACUCUCUUGAAUCCCCACCCAACAAAGAAGACAAAGUUUGAAUCCCUAUCUGCACCGGUCCCGCCUACGUCGCCGGCGAGCUCGAAGACGAAGGAAACCCCCAAUGAGUGACGUAGGUAUGUUUGAUUUUUUUCCCAAAUCUGCCACUGUGUCGUUUUUUCCUUGGCAUCAAUGUCGUUUUUUCUUUAGAAAUAUGUGAAGCAGAUUGAGUAUUGAUUCUACAGUUAAAAGUGUUCUGAUUAUUGAUUCUACAUUGUUGUAUCAACCAUCAUGAUGAAUUGAACGUUAUGGUCUUCUGUUUUAUUUUAUUUUUUUAUUUUGUGUCUUGUUUUGGAUGUAUCCUCCCCAUCAAUGGUGUUUUUGUUUCUGAGAGUGAAGGGCUUUCAAAAUCUUGGGAUCAAUUGGAUAAUGUAUCCGUAUGUCAUUGUUCUGGAAGGAUGAGUUGUGGAAGAUUCUCGGAGGAUAAUAACUUGGAAGUUCUCCUUCAUCCAAAAAUAAAUGUUUAUAUGUUGAAGUUUGAACUUUGUCUAGGGAUUGAGUAAUCUCCUCAACCUGUUUAGCAUUAAAGGUUUUCCUUUUAUCUACAAUUGGUUUCAAGUUUGCAUAAUUAGUGGAGUUACGUUAGGUAGCUGAUAAUCAAAGCAAAAAUUAUUGGAUCUUUGUCAUGUGUUCAAGACAAAAUGCCAUUGGGGCUAACACUUGCAAUGCUUUGUAUCUCGCUCUAGUGCUAAGAAAAUAAGUUAGGCUUGUUUAACUAUUGUGCUAUGUAGUGAUAAAUUUGCAAGGGUUCUUGUGUUGCAUUUUAUAAAUGGAUGCAAGCAAAAAAAGUUAACCCAAGACCAGAUGCUUAGAGUUGUUGAUUAGGGAGCGAGAAUUUAUGCAAUCAAUCUCAUAUAAUGUGAUUAAGGUUUGAGACAAUGAUGAUGUUUUUGUUCUAUGUAUUAUUGGUGCUUGUAGGGGUUUAGAGGGGAGACGAGUUGAUUUUAUUUGUUCUAUGUAUAUCCAAUGGCUAUAAUACACCCUCCAUAUAUAUGUUUUUUCAUAUCAAGGGAAAUAAUCCUUUGUGCAUGCUCAUUACUAGUCUAGCACACUCUAAUUGUUGUAACAGAAAUGAGAAUUCAAUUUAGCUAGUUUGGAUGUAGUCCAUUGAGUUUCUUUGUUUGCAAUUGAAGAACUUGUGAUACCCUGGAUUUCCUGAAUUGGGCUCUGAGUGUGUUUUGAGUACUCAGGUGAUGUUAGCUUAAAUUGACCAUUUUUGUCAAAAAUGUGGGACUGACUGCUACUCUGUCUUGAGCUUUAUAUAUUAUUUCUCUCCUGCCUUCUAUAAUGAAAGUGACUCUCUCUCUCUCUGGUUGCUUGAUUGAUUUUGCUGAAUCACUUGCUCGAGUCAGAAUCCCUGAUCAUGAUGCACGUUGGUAGUUAUGAUUUGCUUCAAUUGCUGCUUUUCUGUUCAUUCUCCUUAGGCUGAACUUAUAGUUUUGUCCCUGUUGGACUGUUCAUUAAUUUGUUUUUUUGUACUUGGUUGGUUGGUUGGUUCUACUGUGGUGUCGUAAAUAUUGAUUUAUUUGGUACAAAGUGGAUUCGGACUUUAGUGAUAGGAUUGCUAAUUUUCUCGGUUUGUUACCAUGAAAAUUUCUCUAAAUGGUAACUUUUUCACUUAAAAUUAGAGAAAAAUGCAAAUUAUUCAAAUGUGGUUUGCUUGAUUUAUGAGAAAAUUAGUGAUAAAAAACAAGAAAAACAGAAUGUAUGUGGAUAAUGCAAAUUAUGCAGCUAACAUUGUAUUCUCAUAUGAUUGUACCUUGUUUUGAUCUAGGAAAUAAUAUUGUGCUUGCGGAAUCUUUUGAAAAUAAUGAGGAAAUUUUCAAAGAUAAUGAGGAAAUUUUCGAAAAUAAUGAGUGUCAUGCGUUAAAUGACGAAUUGCCAGGAGAGCAUAGUGAUCUUGUCCCUAAGGUUGGAAUGAAGUUUAAUAACGAGAAUGAAGUUUUUGAAUUUUACAAAAGAUAUGCUUAUCAUGUGGGUUUUCCUGUUAAAAAAAGAAGUUCAAAGAAGGAUGAUGAUGGGGUGGUAAUAUAUGCAGCAUAUGCAUGUAGUCGAGAAGGCAAAAGAACUAGUAAAACUAGCACCUCUCUUAAGCCUCGACCAACUAUUCAAUUAGGGUGUAAAGCUAGGAUGACAGCCUGUUCAGAUGUUUUAGGAACAUGGCAAAUAAGCACAGUCCAUCUUGAGCAUAACCAUAAAACAAGUCCUACCAAAUCUAGGUUGUAUCGAUGCAAUAGACAGUUGAGCGAACAUGUGAAGCGGAAGCUUGAAAUGAAUGAUAUAGCUGGAAUUCCAUUACACAAAAGUUAUAACUCAAUUGUUGUUGAAGCUGGUGGACAUGAGAAGCUGACGUUUGUGGAAAAGGAUUGCAGAAAUUACAUUGAUAAAGUUAGGAGGUUAAGAAGUGGGGAAAGAGAUGUUGUUGUUCUUCAAGCUUACUUUUUGAAAAUGCAAGCCCUUUGUCCGGGCUUUUACUUUAGUGUGGAUUUAGAUGAAAAGUGUCAAUUGAAGAACGCAUUUUGGGCUGAUAAUAGGUGUAGACAUGCAUACAAGGAAUUCAACGAUGUUGUGACAUUUGACACCACAUACCUAACCAAUAGGUAUGACAUGCCGUUUGCUCCAUUCGUUGGUGUAAAUCACCACGGACAGUCGACAUUGCUUGGGUGUGGUAUAGUUUCCAAUGAAGACACCGAGACUUUUGUGUGGUUGUUUAGGACAUGGCUUGAGUGCAUGGAAGAUCAGGCUCCCGCAGGAAUAAUCACUGAUCAGGAUAGGGCUAUACAAAAUGCAAUUGAGAUAGUCUUCCCUAAUACGAAACAUAGAUGGUGUUUAUGGCAUAUAUUGAAGAAGUUGUCUGAAAAUUUUGAGAACCAUAGGUGUAAGGCUUUAAUUCUUUCUGUCGUACAUGAUGUGGUCUUUGAAUCACAGAGUCCUGAAGAAUUUGAGCAGGGUUGGAGUUCAAUGAUUGAAAAAUAUACACUGCAUGAUAACGAUUGGUUGUUUGGACUUUAUAGAGAAAGAGGUCGUUGGGUACCAUGUUUCUUGAAAACUAGUUUUUGGGCAGGGAUGUCAAUAACGCAGCGGAGUGAGGGUAUGAAUGCAUUCUUAGAUGGAUAUGUACACUCGAAAACCUCAUUGAAGCAAUUUGUUGAACAGUAUGAGCGAGCAUUGAGGUGUAAAGUUGAAAAGGAGUUUCAGGCAGACGUGAAAUCAUUUUCUCAGAUGGUCCCAUGUGCAUCAAGGUAUGUGAUGGAGAAACAAUUUCAAGAAGUGUACACAAUUUCAAAAUUCAAGGAGUUUCAGGAAGAGUUCACUGGAAAGAUGUAUUGCGAGGUUGUGUCUACUGAAGAGGGACCAUUGGGUACGAGGUACAACAUACGAGAAGAUAUCAUCUUUGACGAAAGAGUAAAGGAAAAAAAGUUUGCAGUUGUGUUUGAGAAAGAGAAAUGUGAAAUUGUUUGCAGUUGUCACAUGUUCGAGUUUAGGGGAAUAAUUUGCAGACAUGUUGUCACAGUAUUAAUCCGAAAUGGUGUGAGAUCAAUUCCUGAAAGGUAUGUCUUAAGGCGAUGGAGGAGAGAUGUGAGUAGAUCUUACACGCGGGUUAAAAUCAAUUAUAACGGUUUGAUGUGUACUCCUGGGCAAUUAAGAUACGAUGAACUGUGCAGUGCGCUUGCCAAAGUAGCAAACUUGGUACCGGAUGACGAAGAACGAACACGGGCGACUAAGGAAUGGAUCGAAUCUCAAUUGAAUGCAUUGAUCAUGUCCAAUGCGAAGCCAAGCUCUGAUAGUAAUAUCUAUUCUCAACACAGUGUACAAGCAAGCUCUGAUUGUGGAGAGGUAGAAAUAGUUUCAAGUGGUCAAAUUUUGGAUCCAAGAUGCUCGCAAGCAAAGGAAGUCCCUAGGAAGCUUCGCGAAAAAGACCCAUUGGAAACAAGUACCAAGAAAGUUAAGGUGAGAUCUUCGAAAUCAAAUAAAAGCAAGGCCCCACAGCAAAAUAUAGUUCAAGAUGCUCAAGCAUUCAAUCAAUCUUUUUCACAAGAAGCACACUAUCACGUGCUUACACCAAUCUCAUACCCACAAUCAUUGAUGGGUGCUCCCUAUCAAACUUGGAAUGCAGCUCAGGGAGUGGAUAUUGUGCCUACUUUUGGUAGGGCUCAGUCCUUGAUGCCAAUGUGCACGCCCCAUCCACGGCCUGAUGAUAAUCAAGGCUCUCUCUAUCAUGGCAAUAAUAUGGGCUAGCUGCUUUCAUUUCCAGUGUCUUUGUAUCCACAUGUAGUCUAACUCAGAGACCGAUCAAAGGAAGGAAUGUGUUUGUAUUGAGAAGCUGUUGAAAACAAAUGAAUCAAUUGUGUUGUUUUUAAUCA
Messenger RNA from Diospyros lotus (date-plum), 4450 nucleotides. Its product is annotated as protein FAR1-RELATED SEQUENCE 5-like. The record is from RefSeq and is a predicted model, not a curated record. The transcript is spliced from 5 exons. Gene Ontology annotation, biological process: regulation of DNA-templated transcription. NCBI's taxonomy places the organism in Eukaryota, Viridiplantae, Streptophyta, Magnoliopsida, Ericales, Ebenaceae. Bases 1794 to 4325 code for a protein of 843 amino acids. Gene Ontology annotation, molecular function: zinc ion binding.